Molecule: messenger RNA, 1077 nt
Organism: Notodromas monacha
Lineage: Eukaryota; Metazoa; Arthropoda; Ostracoda; Podocopida; Cyprididae
Source: the annotation of a GenBank genome assembly
AUGGCGAUGGGCAGGGACGUGUCGUGUACAAACGCUUUGGUGCCGGGCUCUGUGACGUCAGCGGACGCGACUUCCGCGGCUCUGCAACGCGCCCGCUCUGAGAAAGCCUACCGACGCACGCUGAGUCACGCGAAGCCGCCGUAUUCCUACAUCUCGCUGAUUACGAUGGCGAUACAGAGCUCGUCGAGCAACAUGGUGACACUGAGCGAGAUCUACCAGUUCAUCAUGGACCUGUUCCCGUACUACCGACAGAACCAACAACGGUGGCAGAACUCCAUCCGCCACUCCCUGAGCUUCAACGAUUGUUUCUUGAAAGUGCCUCGCACGCCGGACAAGCCCGGGAAAGGCUCGUUCUGGACGCUGCACCCGGACUCGGGCAACAUGUUCGAAAACGGCUGCUUCCUCAGACGGCAAAAGCGGUUCAAGUGCGAGAAAAAGGAGGCGCACCGACAGGCGACCAAGACCACGCCUGGUCACCCGGGCUCCAACGGCGACCACGUCGGCUCCGGCAAGCCUGAAAAGUCCUCCAAGUCGUCCAAAUCCAACUCCGGCACGGCGCACAGCGGCGCCGGAUCCGGCAGCUCGGUCAGCGAUCAGGGGCACUUAUCCAGCUCCGGCACCGCCACUUCCGGUUCGUCAGAUAACGGCGUCACGAACCUCAUGGAUGGACCCGUGACGAAGAUCGAGUCCGACACGCCGACAGGCUUGGCCUGCCCCCCGCCGUCCAUGUCUUCAGCGCACCACGGCUUCAACCCCGCCUCCACCCCGGUGAGCACGGAUCUCCCGCUGCACUACUCCACGUCCGCCUCGCACUACAGCGCCGCCGGGCUCAUGUCCCACCCCGCGUCUCACCACCUCCUCAAGUCAGAAUACAAGGAUUACAAAGACUACAAGGACUACAAAACGGACUUCUCCAUCACCAGCCUGAUCUCCCCGGAGGGCAAAGGCGACCUCAAGCCGUACGAAAUGGCGCAGUACACGCCCUACGGCUUCGCCUCGUCAGCAAUCGCCGCCUCGUCCGCCGGGGACCCGUCUGGUUACUACCAGGCCUCCAUGUACGGCAGCGUGCACCCGUGA